AUGGCCCACCUGCCUAGUCGUGCGUUCGCUCUAUGGACGACAGUUGAAGCACAUCACGUUGACUACCGUGACAAGACCACAGAGCUGUUGUUUCUGAACAUGAAGUGUUCAUCUUUAGGCGGGCCAGCAUGUGCUCACACUGUGAUUGCUAAAACUCGCAGCUCUGAUGUGAGGUAUUGUCGGAGCUUGAUAGCUACGACGAGCUCAGUCUCUGCUUGUGAAAGUAAGCGAGCCAAGCUGGAUAUAGCACCGGAAGAAUCGUCUUGGACGAAGGCCAAGUAUAGUUCUGCGAGGUGCAUCGAUCCGUGGCAUCACAAGAUGAAUGUUCCGAAGCGUGGCAGUCUGACGGGUAUCACCUCCACCAAGACAGACGAGUAA
Messenger RNA from Peronospora matthiolae, 378 nucleotides. The record is from the annotation of a GenBank genome assembly. NCBI's taxonomy places the organism in Eukaryota, Oomycota, Peronosporomycetes, Peronosporales, Peronosporaceae.